Messenger RNA from Psammomys obesus (fat sand rat), 2445 nucleotides. It is a transcript of the gene Pcolce2, whose product is annotated as procollagen C-endopeptidase enhancer 2. Gene Ontology annotation, molecular function: protein binding. Bases 1 to 2097 code for a protein of 698 amino acids. Lineage: Eukaryota; Metazoa; Chordata; Mammalia; Rodentia; Muridae. The record is from RefSeq and is a predicted model, not a curated record. The transcript has 15 exons.
AUGUCUGAGCAGUUUGUACGGCUUCCUCUGGACCCUAACACAGGACCUCGAGCAGCUUCUGAAGUUCACCUACACUCCUCUGCUAGUGGCCCAAUCCACAGCUUCGAAGCUAGUAGUAGAAUAACUUCUAAUGUGUACCUUCUCCUGAAAUCCCCUCUAAGGGAUCAUUUAAAGGAACUUGUCACAGCCACAAAGUCCUUCUGGCAUGUAAACGAGAAUAUUUGCAUGUUCUCAGGGUUUGAUGGUUCUUUUGGGGAUUACCAAACUCGGUUGUCAGGAUACCCGAAGUCCGGUCUGAAGGCCAACACCAACAGCAAUGUGAAAUCAGCAUGGCAAGUCAGCGAAAGCCGCAAGACUCAGUUGGGAUUGCCCCCGAGAAGUACUCUGGACCGUGUUUCUCUGUACGGUCAACUUGAUCCAGCCUCCCCCUACUGGAAAUUUGGCCAGAGCUAUCGAAACGUAAUGCACAUGCUGAGAAGCCGCUGUGCGGCCAACCACCCGAAGCACUGGAGAGUGGACCGAUACGGGACUUUCAAGAGCCACGCUAACAUUCCCACAUCAUUCCAUCUGGCACCUGUACAGCCUGAGCAAGGGCAAUGGCUAGCUGCAUCUCCAGCCCCUCAUCGCCAGCAGCAGCUGUUUGCAGCUGAAAAGGCUGUAGGCUCAAAGACCUUAAUUAAAAUCACUUGCUUCACCAGUUCAGGGCUUUUGCCUUCUUUACGGAAAAGUAGGUCAAAGGGGACAAAGCUGGACGAUGACAAAAGGCUGUUCUGCUGCUGGUGGUCACCCCACAGUGGCAAGCUCUUCCACAUUUUCACCUUCCUCAGUAUCUAUGACCAAGUGUACUACGUGGAAGAGGGCCUGCGCCAGUUCCUCCAGGCGCCCCCUGCGGCGCCCACCUUCUCUGGCACGGUUGGCUACAUGCUGCUACUGGUGGUUUGCCUGGGACUGGUUAUCAGGAAGUUCCUGAAGAACGCCGAAUUCAGCAGCAAAAACCGGAAAUUUGAUGGUGCGGCAGAGGGAAUUAUAGGAAGUGAAAAGGUCCCUGAGGGCAAAGUGGUCGUUCUGAAUUUUCGAUUCAUAGAUCUUGAGAACGACAACCUGUGUCGCUACGACUUUGUGGACGUGUACAACGGCCAUGCCAAUGGCCAGCGCAUCGGGCGCUUCUGUGGCACGUUCCGGCCUGGAUCGCUUGUAGCCAGUGGCAACAAGAUGAUGGUACAGAUGAUUUCUGACGCCAACACCGCUGGAAGUGGCUUCAUGGCAACGUUCUCCGCCGCUGCACCAGACGGAAAAGGGGACCGGUACUGUGGAGGACGUCUUGAAAAACCUUCCGGCUCCUUUAAAACUCCCAACUGGCCAGACCGAGAUUACCCUGUGGGAGUUACUUGUGUGUGGCACAUCAUAGCCCCGAAGAACCAGCUCAUAGAGUUAAAGUUUGAGAAGUUUGAUGUUGAGAGAGAUAACUACUGCCGCUAUGACUACGUGGCCGUGUUCAAUGGUGGGGAAGUCAACGACGCCAAAAGAAUCGGAAAGUACUGCGGCGACAGUCCGCCUGCGCCAAUCGUGUCCGAGAGAAACGAACUCCUCAUUCAGUUUUUGUCAGACUUAAGUUUGACAGCAGAUGGAUUCAUUGGACACUACAAAUUCAGGCCAAAAAAAAUUCCCACAACCACAGCCACGCCCGUCACCACCACAGUCCCCGUAACUACAGGUUUAAAACCCACCGUGGCCCUGUGUCAGCAAAAGUGUAGACGGACUGGGACUCUGGAGAGCAAUUACUGUUCAAGCAACUUUGUGCUAGCCGGCACCGUCAUCACAACGGUCACGCGAGGCGGGAGUCUGCACGCCACGGUCUCCAUCAUCAGCAUCUACAGGGAGGGCAACCUGGCCAUCCAGCAGGCCGGCAAGAACAUGAGUGUGAAGCUCAUCGUGGUCUGCAGGCAGUGCCCCCUUCUCAGACGAGGUCUGAAUUACAUUAUUAUGGGACAAGUAGGUGAGGAUGGACGUGGCAAAAUCAUGCCAAACAGCUUUGUCAAGAUGUUCAAGAAUAAGAACCAGAAGCCCAUGAACGCCCUGAAGAACAAGCAGUGUUAGCCCUGAGCUCUGCCGCUUAGCUGCACUUGCUCAUCGCCACCGAAAGAUAUAUUCUCCCCACGUAGAAAUAAAACCCACACUACUUAGUACUGAGCAUUCUGAAAGGUGGGGCCAAGGCAGUCACGUGACGGAAGUGUGAGCCCCUCCUGAGUUCUGCUGGCGGAAGCCCUGAGCCUGCACUGUGAGAAGCAGACAUCUGAGAACCCUCCCACCCCGCUGCCUGAUAGGAAACAGCAGCAAGCGCCCUGUGGCUGGGAAGGCUUGUAUAUCUCUGUGGAAGGGUAUGCUAGAAUUGAGCUGUACGAAGAUAUAAAAGCGAUUUUAUAAAAUACAAUAUUUAUAAUGAUA